AUGGCAUCAUUAACACCACCACGUACUUUUGAUUCUGAUUCGAAUCCAACUGAUAAUCGACUUCGUUCUUCGUCGUUGUCUAGCUCCACUAGAGCUUCUCAUUCUGUUUCUCGUGAGCCUCUAUCACAACGAUCUCAAACUCCUAAAGCCAGGAGAAAAAAUGUAUCGAAUCGAUUAAUGCCUUACACUUCUCCUGUACUUUCUCGUACAACUCAAUCAACAAAUUCAACGAUUACUAUUGUUAGUAAUAAUCAAGAUCUCGAUGAUAAUGUCGAUUUGUCAUCGAUUGAUGUCAAUAUUGUCCACGUUUCAUCGCAACAAACCCCACCAAACCACGAACAAGAUGCAUUUGAAAGAUCAUUAGAUGAAGACGACGAGGAUAACAAAGAAAAUGUGAAACCUUCCAAACAUUUAUCAAUUGCAAAGGUUUUGAGUCAUUUUACUUCAUAUGAAAAUAACAAGUUUAGGUGCAAUCUAUGCAAGGAAUUAAAAACAACAAAUGGAAGUUCCACUUUUAAUCUACGUCGACAUCUCGUUAUUCGGCACCAAAUCAAUGCUGGAAUCACUUCAUCAUUUGAUCGACGAAAAAAUGCCCCUAAAAAUCGUUCUGUCAUCGAUAGAGAACGUCGACAAGAAAUAGAUGGUCUACUUUUGAAUUGUGUUAUUCAUGGUGGACUACCAUACAAUCAUUUUUCUCAUCCAUGGUAUGACGCAUUAUUUGAAAAAUUAGAAUCUGGUUAUCGAGCUCCAGACAGACGUACGAUGCAAAAAAGAAUUCAAAAUUAA
Rotaria socialis is the source of this 786-nucleotide messenger RNA. Lineage: Eukaryota; Metazoa; Rotifera; Eurotatoria; Philodinida; Philodinidae. The record is from the annotation of a GenBank genome assembly.